AUGGAAAGCCAGGAGCAGGAGAACAAGUCCAGAGUGGUGAAGAUUGAGUCAAAGGAGUCAUGGGAGUCCUAUCUCUCCCAAUCCACCAAUCAAGGCACCCCUAAGUCAGUGACAGCCCAACAAAUUGGUUCUGGUCUACGUGGCCUAGGCAUAGGCUCGUUUGCGCUUGAUUGGUCAACAGUUGCUGGUUUCGUAGGAAGUCCUUUAGCCACUCCUGGAUUUGCCAUCAUGAACAUACUGGUCAGUUACAUAGUAUUUGUGUACAUAGUUAUCCCCACUGCUUACUGGACCAACUUGUUUGGAGCAAAGCGAUUUCCAAUUGUUUCUGCGCAUGUGUUCAACGAUGAAGGAGGACUCUACAAUGUCUCCUUAGUUUUGAACGAUCCAACCUUCCAUUUCAAUCGACAAGGAUAUGAUAGUUACAGCAAAGUUAAUCUAAGUAUUGUAUUUGUAUUCUCUUAUGGUUUAAGGUUUGCAGCAUUGGCUGCUACAUUAUCUCAUGUUGCACUCUUCUAUGGGAGGUAUGUCUAUAUCUUUUCCCCUCAUAUGAUCGAAUAA
Molecule: messenger RNA, 558 nt
Organism: Camellia sinensis
Lineage: Eukaryota; Viridiplantae; Streptophyta; Magnoliopsida; Ericales; Theaceae
Source: RefSeq, a predicted model, not a curated record